AUGUCGUCGCACGUUCAGCAGUAUUGGCUGCCGGGGUAUGGCCUAUCCCGACACAUUGUCCUCGGACACAUCCACUACUUCCUUGGCCCGUCUGCGUCAGUCAGGCCAUAUAGUUACCAGGGCCGCGAAGGGUAUCUCAUAGUCGGCAUGCCGCUGACGCGGCAAGGAAAAAAAGAACCGGGGAGGCUGAUUGAUAUUGGCGAACAGGAACAAAUUGACGACCUGGCGGCUAUGUCUCGGGAGUAUGAGAAACAGGAAGCUGUGCGCAUGACCAACCAUGGAAAUAACAUUUCUUCUUCUUCCACUGCCAGCAACAAUGGUGGCGGUUCUUCGCAUCGUCAGCAGGCAGAGCCCUAUAUCAAUGAGAUCGUCCCAGUGGACCCAGGCCGGACGCGCAGACGUACAGAAUCCGAUUCUCGGGGCAGCCGUUGA
Messenger RNA from Penicillium riverlandense, 432 nucleotides. RefSeq lists its product as uncharacterized. The coding region runs from base 1 to 432 and encodes 143 amino acids. NCBI's taxonomy places the organism in Eukaryota, Fungi, Ascomycota, Eurotiomycetes, Eurotiales, Aspergillaceae. The record is from RefSeq and is a predicted model, not a curated record. The transcript is spliced from 3 exons.